AUGUUUGACACUUCUCAUUACCCCUUUAACUGUUUUAACUAUGAUGGAGACUCAUACGCUUCAUGUAGCACCGAUCAGGAGAAGAAGAUGUGUCGACCUGCCUACAGCUACAUUGCCCUGAUCGCCAUGGCGAUCCAGCAGAGCCCUGAGCAAAGGGUCACCCUGUCAGGAAUCUAUGAGUUUAUCAUGAGGAGGUUCCCGUACUACCGCUCCAACCAGAGAGCCUGGCAGAACUCCAUCAGACAUAACCUUUCGCUCAACAGUUGCUUCAUCAAGGUUCCCAGGACAGAGGGAAACGAGAAAGGUAAAGGGAACUUUUGGACUUUUGCCACAGGAUGCGAAUCCAUGCUUGACCUCUUUGAAAACGGCAAUUUCCGGCGUCGCAGGCGCAGGCGGAACAUGAAAAUUGGCCUCCGCGAUUCGGGAGAGGCUCUGCUCCGGCCUGCGGAGAGCCUGGGCAAACAGCGCGCCCCCGUGGUCCGCCACCCUGAGGCAGACUCUACCCUUUGCCCUUCAAACCCCCAGAGGCCUCGAGCAUCCCCCACGGUUAACCCCUUGGCCCCAAAACCGGAGUCGGAGAUCAAGUUCAGCAUUGACUACAUCCUGUCUACGCCGGACCCGGCUAUGCCCGGGAUCAGAUCCUCUCACAUCGGCCAAGUGCACAUUGGACCACCCAUACAUGUUCUGGAGCACCAACACCUCAACCUGCACUUCUGGACCCUGUGA
Molecule: messenger RNA, 726 nt
Organism: Nerophis lumbriciformis (worm pipefish)
Lineage: Eukaryota; Metazoa; Chordata; Actinopteri; Syngnathiformes; Syngnathidae
Source: RefSeq, a predicted model, not a curated record